UUGACCACCCUUCGGCUUUAGCUCUUGGUCUAGACUCUAGACAUGAAUCCAUAGAAAUAUUACCAAUAUCUCUAUGUAUGACACUGAUCAUAUCUGUAUGAGGUGAGAAUGUUGAGUACUAAAAAAAAAUGUACGAGGAGUCUUGAAGCUGCAAGUAUGGAAAUUAAUCACAGAAAAGUCAACAUAAGUAGUGAUGAUUCUACACAAACAACAUCAUGCACAGUUGAAUCAUUUUCUGCUGAACGAAUUCCUGAUAAAAGCAGUGAAAUAAAGCAACGUUUGAAUGAUUUUGAUAUUUCAAAUAAAAGCGGUGAAACAACCAUGACUGUAAGGAAUCUUAAUACCCAAGCAAAUUUCAAAAAACCUUUAUUUGUUAAAAUGCCAGAACAUCCCAUCAAAAUCAAAACUUUUGUGCAAGGCUGCAUACCUUCAGUAUUAUCAGAUUCUGAAAGUACGCCAAAUGAAAAAUUAAACAACUCAUCUUUUAAACGAAAGUCUACAAGUUCAAAGCCUACAGAAAAAUCUGUUGAUGAUAAAACUGUAUAUGUAGAACCUUUGUGGAGUGGUAUACCAAAUGAUAUCUAUAAAAUGGAAGUUUUAAAAUCUGGUGUUAUCUUAGAGACUAUCGAUUUGUCAUUAAAAAAUUAUCAUGUUGUUGGACGUUCACCAUUCUGUGAUAUUUCUAUGGCACAUCCAACAAUAUCUCGAUUUCAUGCAGUUCUACAAUACAGAGCCGUUAGUGAUGAAGAAAACGAUAAAGGAAUGUACAUUUUUGAUUUGAAUAGUACCCAUGGAACUUUUUGGAAUGGGCAUCGGAUCAAUUCAAAAGUCUUUGUGCGACUUCAAGGUGGUCAUAUGAUUCGAUUUGGCUGCAGCCAAAGAAAAUUUAUUUUGCAAGCUCCAUUGUGUGAUCAAGAACCUGAGUCAAAAUUUUCUAUUACAGAACUCAGAAGGAUUAGGAAAGAAAAAUUAAAACAAAAAAAAAUGUUGAAAAAUCAAAAUGUAAGUGAAGCUGAAGAGACAGAAAAGUUACUUAAAGACGAACUUAAUGGAAUUAAUUGGGGAAUGAAAGAAGAUGCUGAUGAAGAAAACGAUAUGACAGAGAAUCCGUAUGCACAAACACAUAAUGAAGAGUUGUUUUUAGAUGAUCCAAAAAAAACUUUACGAGGCUGGUUUGAACGAGAAGGUUACGAUUUGCAAUAUCAAACAGCAGAAAAAGGCAUGAGACGAUUCUUAUGCUGGGUUGAGAUCACUAGCUAG
Molecule: messenger RNA, 1260 nt
Organism: Copidosoma floridanum
Lineage: Eukaryota; Metazoa; Arthropoda; Insecta; Hymenoptera; Encyrtidae
Product: kanadaptin
Molecular function (GO): protein binding
Source: RefSeq, a predicted model, not a curated record